AACAUAUGGUCAAAUUUUGUCAGCUCUGUACAUUUGAUUCGAUAAGACAUCACAAACGGUAUCUGUGUUAACCAGUCCGGCCAGACACAAUGAAAAUCCAUGCUUUGGCAUUGUGUGCUAUUUUGCAAUUUCCUUUCUGUUUGAGUCUGUCUGUAGAAAUUUUGAAGCCAAACAAUACCGGACCAGAAGCUGCACUAAUUAUCGUCCCUGGAGCGUAUAUUUCAGGAUCAGCAUAUAAACCUUUAGCCGAAGUUAUUCAGAAGAAGAGUAAUCUGAAAUUAUGGGUUGCCUUACUAGACGGAUUUUUUAAUAAACUUGCUAACCCACUACAGCUUCCUAUAGUAUUUAAAAAAGCUGUGAAUGAGUUACAAAAAGCAGGUUAUAAAGGGAAGAAAGUGUUCUUGGCUGGCCAUAGUCUUGGAGGUGAAGUUGCAGCCCUUUAUGGACAAAAAGCGAACCAUAUUUUAGAUGGAGUGUUGUUGUUCGCAUCUUACAUUACUAAGAACAACAAACUAAAAGAGUAUCCAUUCCCGGUUCUGACCAUAAGCGGUGACCUAGAUGGAUUAACUAGAAUAACAAGGAUCGUAGAUACAUUCGAGGAACUCCAAGAAGACGUAAAAAGCGACCCAGAGCAAAUAUACAGGACACCUGUAGUAGUAAUGGAGAGUAUAAAUCAUGGACAAUUCGCUUUGGGUCCGUUACCCAAACCUGUAACUGAUCAUGAUCUAAAUCCAGAGGUAUCUCAAUCUGUAGCAUAUAAUACCAUAGCUAAUUACUCGAACGCAUUCAUGGUAGUCGUCCGAAAUGAAACAGAUACCAAUGUAACUGAAGCUGAAAACAUCUUAGAAGACGGUCAUACGAAAACCGCUGCAAUGAUGCAGCCUCUCUCAAAAGUAAAAGCUCUUGAUCAAAACCCAGAUUUUACCUCACACUGGACUAACACUGCUCAAGAACUCGUUGUCAGUCUGAAAAAUAUAACAGAUGUUGAGGCCAAGUCUAUAGUCCAAUCUGGUGAUAAUACCAAUGACGCUCCACGGUAUGGUGUACAAGUCAUCACAUGA
Messenger RNA from Mytilus trossulus (common blue mussel), 1061 nucleotides. RefSeq lists its product as uncharacterized. The record is from RefSeq and is a predicted model, not a curated record. The transcript is spliced from 6 exons. The coding region runs from base 90 to 1061 and encodes 323 amino acids. NCBI's taxonomy places the organism in Eukaryota, Metazoa, Mollusca, Bivalvia, Mytilida, Mytilidae. Gene Ontology annotation, molecular function: hydrolase activity.